GCGGCAAAUGGGCUUGGGCGGCUCCUUGGCGGGUGGCGGCGGUGGCCGUAGCGGUUCCUCCUGGCCCUGUUAAUGUCGGGGCCAGGCCCGGGGAGGAUGGCGCCCUAGAGCCCAGCCUUUCCUGGGGGUAGGGGCGGGAGGGGACGGGUGGGGACCGGCCAUGUCGGAGGUGACCCGAAGUCUGCUGCAGCGCUGGGGCGCCAGUUUUAGGAGAGGCGCCGACUUCGACUCUUGGGGCCAGCUGGUGGAGGCGAUAGACGAGUAUCAGAUAUUAGCAAGACACCUACAAAAAGAGGCCCAAGCUCAACACAAUAAUUCUGAAUUCACAGAAGAACAAAAGAAAACCAUAGGCAAAAUUGCAACAUGCUUGGAAUUACGAAGUGCAGCUUUACAGUCCACACAGUCCCAGGAAGAAUUUAAACUGGAAGAUCUGAAGAAGCUAGAACCAAUCCUAAAGAAUAUUCUUACAUAUAAUAAAGAAUUCCCAUUUGAUGUUCAGCCUGUCCCUUUAAGAAGAAUUUUAGCACCUGGUGAAGAAGAGAAUUUGGAAUUUGAAGAAGAUGAAGAAGAGGGUGGUGCUGGAGCAGGAUCUCCUGAUUCCUUUCCUGCCAGAGUUCCCGGUACUUUAUUACCAAGGUUGCCAUCAGAACCAGGAAUGACCUUACUCACUAUCAGGAUUGAGAAAAUUGGCCUGAAAGAUGCCGGGCAAUGCAUUGAUCCCUAUAUCACAGUUAGUGUAAAAGAUCUGAAUGGCAUAGAUUUAACUCCUGUGCAAGAUACUCCUGUGGCUUCAAGAAAAGAAGAUACGUAUGUUCAUUUUAAUGUGGACAUUGAGCUCCAGAAGCAUGUUGAAAAGUUAACCAAAGGUGCAGCUAUUUUUUUUGAAUUCAAACACUACAAGCCUAAAAAAAGGUUUACCAGCACCAAGUGUUUUGCUUUCAUGGAGAUGGAUGAAAUUAAACCUGGGCCAAUUGUAAUAGAACUAUACAAGAAACCCACUGACUUUAAAAGAAAGAAAUUGCAGUUAUUGACCAAGAAACCACUUUAUCUUCAUCUGCAUCAAACUUUGCACAAGGAAUGAUCCUGACAUGAGUAUCCUGGAACUUCUGUGAAUCUCACCACUCCAUAGAAUCCAUCAUUGCUCUGUGUAGCAUAUGCACCCAUCAACAGGCAGGAAGCAACCCGGACCCAGGCCGGCAGGCCAGAGUGAGUCCAUUACAAGCUGUAGCACAGAAUUCAAAGUCCAGCGUCACUGACAUAACAGACUCUUUGGAUACAGGCUUAUUGUAGAUCUUGAAACGUUUUCACUUUCCUAUUAAUUGUGCAAUUAAUAGUCUCUUUUCUAAUUUACCACUACUCCCGCCCAAGUUCCUGAAACAACACUGUUGUGGGUGGGAUGUGCUCAUCUUCAAACGUAAUACAGCAAUAAGAAUGUGCUAGAGUUUACACACCUGUCCACUUCUGCUCCAGUAUGCUCUUUAGCUUUCCGAGUUAAUGUCAGACUUUGGGUUGAUGUGGGGAGAAGAGCAUGAGACUGCUAGAGGAAAUGGGACCAAUUGUGCUGCCCUAGGUCAGUCUGGAAGUUUAUAGGCUGUUCCUUAAGAGACAGCCUCAGUUCACCCCGAUCUCAUGGUUUUCCUGCCUAGAAAUCGUGUGCCUUGGCCAGUCUCCCACAUGGGAGCGUUUGCAGGUUGUAGCUGGAAUUUUUCCAGAUGACCAGAUUGUUCUUCUGAAAGUGAGCAUAUUUUUAGUCACGUUGAUUAGCUUUUUUCCUACGUCACAUUGUUAUUCUUUCUGAUAGUGAUUCUAGGGUUAAUGAAACCAUCUCAGAAUAAUUACAAAUUCUUGGUGGGUUUAUAAUGUCUUCUAAAUCAUGUAAUCUAAAAAUAAUUUGAGUCAGAUGCUAAUGAGAUACUGCAGGAAUAACUGCUGUUUUCUGACAACUGAUUGUGAAACCUUAAAACCUGCAUACCUCUUCUAUAGUGAUGAGUAUGCAAAUCUGGAGAUAUUCUAUUUUUUUUUUUAUAUAGGUAGAUAGGAUUGCCAUUUAUUUCCUAUUUAGAUAUAUUGACAUUCAUCCAUAUGGAAAUAUGCAGGUCAUUAGCUUAUUAUAAUUUGACUAUUUACAUUCUUUUGACUUAAUAAUGGGGCCUAAGUAAAACUUUCAUAGUACAUACACGGUGGAUAUUUGAUACACAGAACAUGAAGAUUUGGGGUGGGCAUUCUGUGGGUUAGAUGUGGAGCCCACAUAUUUAAUAUUCACUAUUUUAAAUGACCAACACUAGAACGAGCAAAAUGCAGUGCCAGUACUUGGCCUAUUUUUAAACCAGUGUAACAAGCCUAGUCAUACCAUUCAGUAUGUUUGCUUUUUAAAAUAAGUAACCAUAAUUCAGUUCCAGCUGUUACACUUCAAGAGACCUCGUCUCCACUUUCAGCUGUCUGUCCAGUCAGUUCUCUUUACUGUGAUGGAUGUAAGAAUUCUCAACAAAAUUGUCUUGCCUCUCAUCUUCAUUAGAUUAAUUCCAAAACCAUUCUACCCACAGUUAUCUUGAGGGGAUGAAGAAUUUGCCUUAAUAAAUUACUUUGUUGUUCAUGCAGCUCUUACAGACUGUGAGUUGUCAGCCCACCCCCACCCCACCCCCACCCAGCGUGUAAGCUCCUCAAGGGGCAAGAACCACAUUUUCUCCAUGUCGUGUACAUUUUCUGAGGUGCUUGGCAGCACUCUGUACCCUGUGGAGUACUCAGUACCUUUUGUUUGAUGUUGCUGACAAGACCUAAAGAUAAUCCCUUAAAAAAUCUACCAUUAAAGUGUAGCAAAACUGA
Messenger RNA from Bubalus bubalis (water buffalo), 2823 nucleotides. It is a transcript of the gene AIDA, whose product is annotated as axin interactor, dorsalization associated. The coding region runs from base 161 to 1081 and encodes 306 amino acids. Gene Ontology annotation, biological process: determination of ventral identity. Gene Ontology annotation, cellular component: membrane. Gene Ontology annotation, molecular function: phosphatidylinositol binding. The record is from RefSeq and is a predicted model, not a curated record. The transcript has 10 exons. NCBI's taxonomy places the organism in Eukaryota, Metazoa, Chordata, Mammalia, Artiodactyla, Bovidae.